This is a messenger RNA of Homarus americanus (American lobster), 3794 nucleotides long. RefSeq names its product helix-loop-helix protein delilah-like. The transcript is spliced from 2 exons. Bases 1131 to 1913 code for a protein of 260 amino acids. Gene Ontology annotation, molecular function: RNA polymerase II transcription regulatory region sequence-specific DNA binding; DNA-binding transcription factor activity, RNA polymerase II-specific; protein dimerization activity. Lineage: Eukaryota; Metazoa; Arthropoda; Malacostraca; Decapoda; Nephropidae. Gene Ontology annotation, biological process: developmental process; regulation of transcription by RNA polymerase II. The record is from RefSeq and is a predicted model, not a curated record.
UCACGCAGCGACACGCAGGGUGUGUGAGUGAGGCUCCCUCCCUCUCGAUGCCUUAAGUUGUCAACCAUGUAAUAAGCAGAGGUUCUUCACUUACUGACGCGCCCGCAGGCGGUAACGAGUGGCAUGCUGUAAAAACCUCAACGGCCAGGCGAUACCCCCCCCCCCCGAGUGCCUCGUGGGCGUGUGAGCACGUCACCCAACGCAUCACUGUCACAAACUAGUGUGCCCUGCACUUGUAUUGACGCCUCACCUGUCUACGUGGCCGCAAGCGAUAACGAGUCGCAUGUUCUCAAAUAUCAAGCAGCCAGGCGACCCCAACACCUAAUGUCAGUGUCAGCAGCAUCAGUGUUAGCCAGCUAGUGUAAUCUCCGUGCUUAAAGAAUCAUUAAGUGUUUAUCCCGAACCGCGCGAAUCACAAGUACACCCAUGACUGGUUCUGUGGUGCACCGCGUGUAGACCCUGUGGGAGUGUAUGGAACGUUGUUGCUGCGUCCACGUGAGGAGGUCAUGAUCCUCCUGGCAGUGUGUGACCUCGAGAGCCGCGUUUCCCAGCAGCCAUCUGCGGUAGGAGUAAGAACCCGCACCCCGAGUCUCACACUACCUGGGAACAAAUUCGCCACCUGGGAACACUCGCACACUGCUGAAACGUUACCAUCUGAGGACGGCAUCAUCGAGGAAGUAACACCGUCUGAACACAGCAAGCAAACGACGCCAGGCUGCGACGCCAACAAGGAAGGGCCGAUGCAACAAACACGUCUACACAGAAAACUAGUUCUUGAUUAUGACGAACAAUAAAAAUAACAUAUAUGUGUUAAACUUGACUGUCAAACAGACUGGCAAUUUUAUUCACUGACUCAUUGUAAGCAUAGAAAGGUUACAUUCUUUAACUUGAUAUUAAGACUGCGCUUGAUGGUCAGUUUAUCCUCUGUCAAAAGUGGUAAAGUGAACAAGCAUUUGUAGUUUGUUAUGAUGCCAGACUAAUCGACAAGGACCUAGAGUGUUGAAGACAGUCAUGAGUCCAGCACGAUGAUACACUUAAGGAACUGACCGUAAGAAGCUCCUUGUAGCGAUGGUGACAACGUGUAUGACUAUAUCAGCCUCCAGAGAGAGAAGACCCAGAACUUAAUAAGUAUGGAGAAGUUCGGUGGCGUGAGCGUCACCUUCAAGACGCGGAACAGCAAGCACCACCCCUCCAGCAAGAGAGGGCUUGGGUAUCCUCACUCCAGGAUAGCGGAUAAGUACGGGAUGAGGCCGCGGAGCAUUAUCAGACGUCUGCUGCAGGAGAGACCACUUCGGGAAGGAUCGCACAAACGAGUCAAAUCGAAGCUACAGCCGUUCUCCAAGUACCGUAAAAAGCUGGCGACCUCCCGCGAACGGUCCCACGUGAGGGAGAUCAACAAAGCAUUUGAAAAUCUGCGGAAUGCCUUGCCGUCUGCCGCCGGCUGUCGCAACGACGCCUCUGCCGCCGCCAAGAUGACCACACUCAGACUGGCUCUGAGGUACAUUGCAGCACUCACACAGCUGCUACAGGAAGACGAUGACCAACGCUCUAACGACGACGACAAAACCAGCAGCUGUUCAGACACCAGCGGCGACGACCCCAAGACUUCUUCGUCUGGUCAAGAAGGCGGUAAACCAGAACCAUCAUCUAACAAUGACCAAGAAGACAGCCCUGAGGACAAGUACAUGCUGGCGCUGGCUAAGAUCUUCCAAGAAAGCGACGACACAAACGACACGGGGACUUCCGAUGGCGACAAGGACGACCGAGCGUACCCUUCCGACAGCGACGACCUCUUGAGCAGUCGAGGAGAUUUCAGCGAUCUUUCUGACCACGACGUUGAAGGUCAGCUCGAUGUGCUGGCCAACCUUAGCCACUUGUCAGAGGGAGAGACUGAAUCAGGAGUUCUCUCCUGAGCACCCCGUCUGUAGUGGCAGGUCGCGGGGACUGAAAUACCCUCCCUCAUCGAGGCACAAACAAGGACUUAGUACAUUAAUGUUUGUAAACAAUUAAUGUCUCCUUGUACAGUAACUGGGAACAUUAGUGGUGUUAUUAUUGCUCAUCCAAAUUAUGUAGUGUUCUGUAUCGUAUCUGAAGCCUAGUGUUAUGUAGUGUUAAAACUAUGAGUAUGAGUGAGAGAUGAACCAUUCUGUGCCUACAGCUCCUACAGUUAACCAACAGUGACGAACACCUACGCUGACUUGAAGGUCCUAGUGACCAUAAAUCUUAAACCAUAAGUGUUUUACUUCUGAGAAACAGUGACGUUGGUCCUGAGUGAUGUCGGUCCUGUGUCAUAAUUCAUGAACUCCCGUGUUAUCUCAGCGUGACGAUGGUCUGAGAAAUUCUAUGACUCGACAAGAUAAAAAAAUGAGAAAACAAUGUUUUCUUCAUAAUAUAUUGUUAUAACCUCGUUCAUACACCAUGUAUAUGUGAACUUUAUGGCGUCUUGUUUAAGUAAAUAUGUGUAGUGGUUCUGCAUGAGUAUAUCCGCCAUAUGAGUUUUCAAUACGUAUAACCUGUGCCGUACAAAAUCAUGUACGGGAGUAAACAUGCAUCAUCAAGGGUAAUUUAUCUAGGACAGCGUCGUGGCCAUCAUACCUCAUGGCGUCUACGGUAUCAUGCAAUACACGUAUUGCAUAACAAACCGUCAUACAAUACUUUGAUGCAGGUAAAACGAACGAACUAAACCUAGCCUAACUUUAACUUAAUUAUUCAAUCAAGUUGUUAUCCUCAUGUGACUCAGCGACUCAUUCAUCCUCUCAUUUAUAUUUCACAUCUAUCACCACAUUUAUUUUUACUUCCCAAAUACACAAUAUUUUCAAACGGAUUAAGUUCUGUUUCCUACCAUAAUUCAUGUUAGAAUUCACUUAAAUAUCUGAAAAACAAUUACCUGUCUUUAUAAUAAGAAUUCUUUAAGAUAAUUAUGUUAAAGCUGGUUACUUUUGGUUCGCUUUGCCCGUUUCAAAAGAUGUCCAGUAUGAGUUUCGCCAAAACUUUUAUAAAACCCAGACUAUUAAAACAUUUCUUCAGUGACGUGCAGAUAAAAACACCAAAUAAGAAUUAACAUGCACCGUGAUGCUGUUCUGGACCAUUACCCUGCCGGUGCUCACCGAGUAUUAGAGUAGUUGUAAGAGUAAUUUAUUACAUUGUUAAUUACAUCUAUAAGGACCGAAAGUACAGCUCCCCACCACCAGAGGGCAGCACGAGACUCAUGACAGUGAGUUGCAAUAUUCACACCCGGGUCCGGCUCUCGGUUUAUUUUUUAUGGUAAGCCGGAUGUCACGGCUUACGUACAAAAGCAGUCUUUGCAUGCAAGAGGCUGAUCUGGUCACAGUAUACACACCUGCUCAGUUAUUGGAACAACAGCGAGUGACAAUGCAAGCUUAAUCGAACCUGAAACCAGAGAUUGUGAAAUUGCGUUAAGUUAGGUGCGGCUGUUUCGUGUUUAAUGUCAUAAAUGAUUAAUAUGUACACGGGCUGUGACAUACAAGGCUCCAGCAGACAUACACUGACAACAGGACCCGGAUCGGUGUCAACAGUCUGUCAUAUAAUUAUUAUUGCUCACGUACUGCCCUAUUGAGGGCACUGCUACAUGAGCCUUCCUGUGCCAACAACUUGUUUUGGUAAUAUUGACUGCGCUUCAUAUGCUUUUUAUUUAGCCUUAUUUAAUUAUAUGUAAGUUUCCAUUCGAAGUAUUGAAGACGACGACCAAAGACAAGUGAUGGAGGACAGGACAGAUUAACACUGUCUACUCAACAUGGUGUUAGCUAUUUGAGAAUAAAGUCAUAAUAACUGAA